AUACAUUUGUUUCUAUCCUCAAAUCAGGGAUUCAGUCUCAUCAAUAUGAAAUGCAACGACGCUAUGGAUUUGUGUCAACACUAUUUUAUUCUGCCCCUCUAUAGUCACGAGGUCUUAGCAGUUUUCGAAUACACGAAGAACCCUUACAAACUCCAGGUCGGUGUUCGAGAAGGGAUACAAAGCAGAGACUGGAGAUUUUUCCAGGACGACUGUGAUGGGAAGUAUCGAUGGUGCGAAUCCGUCGACUCUGAAGCGAGUUGGGACUACGACGAAUCGUGGAGAUACACGAUUUGCUUCGAAAACUCCUUUGAUGAUAUUUCGAUACCCGAAGGAUGCGCUAAGCCGCUUGCCGUCGUAACUUAUGACAGUCAUCAUUACGAUGACAAAGUGCGCGGUCAGCAGAUGCUGCUCUGUCUGCCCUAGUUUGCAUGGUUGUAAUCAAAUCAUCACAGGUCAUAGUAAGCAGGAAUGUUGACCAAACAUUCAGGAGUCGAAUUUAGAAAUUCAAAUUUAUGAAACUAUUAUAUCGCAGACUUCCUAUAUCUUCUAGGAUCUGGGGUUUUCCGACCAGCCCACCACAUCCUUCCCGGAUAUACCUUUAUGCUGCUGCCAUAUUUCAGUCAUGUUCCCAGGCCCUGUAUUCAAUAACGGUACUGACUGGUAAUAUUUUUGUGCAAAAAGGAGCCAGACUAUUUUCCUUCCAGCCUCGCUUUGAUUACGUUGAUUUGAAUGGGAAAAAUCAAGAUGGCCGCAACAUGAUAAUGGUCUAUUGCCAAUUGUCACAAGCGCAUAUAGGCUGCACCUAUAAACCUUGGCUGCCGCGAUCGACCAAACGAGCCCCAGUAUACCUUUACGAAGAUGCUAACCUAGACUUUGCGAAUCGUCCCUAAAAGGAAGAGCUCACCAAUCACGCAGAGUUACUUCUUCUAUAUCCUAAACCCCCAAACAGACUGUCUGCAACGUGUGAUUGACUUGUGAUUGACUAUAGAUUACGACUCUGCUGUUUGAAACGUUCAGCCCCAGCAGAUAGACACGUCACAUUUGCCGAGUUAUGAAGGGGCCAUA
Messenger RNA from Patiria miniata (bat star), 1065 nucleotides. RefSeq lists its product as uncharacterized. The coding region runs from base 46 to 423 and encodes 125 amino acids. The transcript has 3 exons. Lineage: Eukaryota; Metazoa; Echinodermata; Asteroidea; Valvatida; Asterinidae. The record is from RefSeq and is a predicted model, not a curated record.